AGAGGCUUCCCCCACCCAGACGAGGAGGAGACUUUCUUCCGGCCCCGGGUGGGCGCCGGUUGGAUUCCCGGUGCGCUCCGGAGCCGUGUCCCGGGAGCACCGCUCUCCCGGACGCCGGCGCCGGAAGCUCGUACCGUGGCCGCGCCGGAAGAGCGCCGGUCCGGGCGCGAGGCCCGUGCGGGGCCAUGAACGGGACCGCGAACCCGCUGCUGGACCGCGAGGAACACUGCCUGCGGCUCGGGGAGAGCUUCGAAAAGCGACCGCGAGCCUCCUUCCACACCAUUCGCUAUGAUUUUAAGCCAGCAUCUAUAGAUACCUCCUGUGAAGGAGAGCUUCAGGUUGGCAAAGGAGAUGAAGUCACAAUUACGCUGCCACAUAUCCCUGGAUCCACACCACCAAUGACUGUGUUCAAGGGCAACAAACGGCCUUAUCAGAAGGACUGUGUGCUUAUUAUUAAUCAUGACACUGGUGAAUAUGUGCUGGAAAAACUCAGUAGCAGCAUUCAGGUCAAGAAAACAAGGGCUGAGGGGAGCAGUAAAAUCCAAGCCCGAAUGGAACAGCAGCCCACUCGUCCCCCACAGCCAUCACAGCCCCCACCCCCUCCACCACCUAUGCCGUUCAGAGCUCCAACGAAGCCUCCAGUUGGACCCAAAACUUCUCCCUUAAAAGAUAACCCUUCACCUGAACCUCAGCUGGAUGACAUCAAAAGAGAGCUGAGGGCUGAAGUUGACAUUAUUGAACAGAUGAGCAGCAGCAGUGGGAGCAGCUCCUCAGACUCUGAGAGCUCCUCAGGAAGCGAUGACGACAGCUCCAGCAGCGGAGGUGAGGACAACGGCCCUGCAUCUCCUCCACAGCCUUCUCACCAGCAGCCCUACAACAGCAGGCCAGCCAUGGCCAACGGAAUCAGCCGGCCACAAGGAAGCAACCAGCUCAUGAACACCCUCAGAAUUGACUUACAGUUGAGUGAAUCUGGGAGUGACAGUGAUGACUAGAGCUGGAUCUUUUCACAUCAACUUUUUGGUGCACAGAUAUGCUGCAAGACCAGGCCACUUUGCGUGGAAUCCAUUGGCAAGAGGAAAAUGUUGUGGAUCGGUGACUGUAGUAGUAAUUUGAGGCUCUGCAGCUCCCAGAUAUUCAAGUCUUUAACUUAAUGGUGAUGGGUGAUUUUCUCGUGUAAUUUUUGAACAAUCUCAUGUUUCAAGGUUUAAGUAGGUCUGUAGAAGAACUAACAGAAUCAUAUUUCUAUUUGGUUAACAUUGUUAAUGGAAAAUGGGCAAAUGUACCCUGGUCUAGGUUACUCAAAGGCCAUAUCUUCACCAGGCUAGUGAUUCUGUUUUAAACCCCAGCAGCCACCAGUUUGGCCAAGUGGUCUGCACUAGUGAAAUGAGAAACAGUCUUUGAGGGGUAGGAGAGAAGGGGAAAUCUCAAACUGCCACAUAGUAGUAGUUAAAACCACUUGAAAUUGUGGGGAAAAGUGGUAAGGAAGUUUUGUCUGACCCAGCCUGACAAGCCUGUGUAGAAAUGGACUUCAAGGGGAGUUCUCAAGUGUCAGCUGGGCGGGACCCUGGAGCCCUAGCAGUUUAACUCCCUCAUUUACAAGUAAGGAAAGGGAAGCACACAGCUGGCUUAGCCUCCUGCCCCCAGUCCCGGCUUUCCCCACUGCUCCCUCCCUUGAGCCUCACUUAUUGGAACCAGAGAUUCUUAUAGAUGAGACAGAUAUACAUAGGAACUUUUAUUGGAUUCGAAAAGACACAAGUAUUGGGUACUUCUAGCUCAAAUUCAGAUCCAGACAGUCCCUAAAUACAGGAGGCUGGGCUAGCAGAUUAAAUCAGCAGCCACUAUGCUGACACACAUGAACCAGUUAAGUCAGGGCUUUUAGUUCCAUGUAGAUCCAUAGUAAGUGUUCUUCAUUCAGUGGAUUUUAGUGGGGAAGGCAGGAGUGGAAGAGAGGUGUUGUGAAGCAACCUUUCUAAACAGGCGAACCAGCAGCGGAUUUUCAGAAACCAGAACCUAAACAGGAGUUCUGCAGUAUGAAAUAAGCACAUUCUUUGAUAAGGUGUUUCUGUUCGUGCUUCUGUACCACUGUUUGUGCCUGACUCCCAGACUGAUUUGUAGUUUUUAUAUACAGGUGGAAGAAAGUCACAAGGUUGCCUUCUGCAGUGUGCAGUUUCCAGAUGAAUCCAUUGUUGCAGGAAAUUGGUCACUAGUAAAUGUUUCAUACUGAGUGAGUGUAUGAUAAAUUUUCCCAUAAUUAGUUUGGAGUGUCCCAUUUCUGUAAUUUGAAUGAAUAUGUCCUGAGAAAUUUCCACCUACUUUGGUUUAGCGGGUAUCAGUCACAUUAAGUAUGAUUUUCCUUCCUGUGGUGCCUCCACUCAGAUGGCCUCUCUUUCCCCAACUAGUGGAGGGGCUCAAUCUGGACCUAGAAGGGAAUUAGAGGAUCCCAAGUGGUGGCUUUGGUUAGAGGUGAGCCUUAUAGUGUGACCUGUUUUAACUGCAUAGUGACCCAGGUGAGCUAGAGAUGUGGAGCGCAGCCACUGUCCACCAGCACGCUCACACCACUACCAUGUGUAGGUAAUAGGUACACACUCGUACCUGUGGUGGAUGCGCAGCCCACCAGAAGGUGUCAGUGGAUUUAAUGGCAUAUAGGAAUUUAUGUAUAAUGAAUUGACAAUUGCUUUUUAUUUCCUUAGUAAUGACAGCUCAGGGAGGGUAAAGUCAUGAUUAGGAGACAUGAAUUGUUACUGGAUGUGGGAAUGUUUCACUGCUCUUAACUUGCUCAAGCUGGGGCAGGUUUCAGGAACUUGAACUAAAAAUAUUUAUUGAAGCCUUUUUUUUUUCUCCUCCCAUAGUCUUCACAUUGACAGAACUGUGGUUUUGGCAUGCCGGGUAAAGAUGUUUAUUUCUGUAGGAAGUGUUUGCAUGUGGAACUGGGUUUGGCGAGUCAAGCUCCCUGAGCUUUCGACUCUCCUGUUAUCCAUCCUCCCAACAUGCACCGUCGCCCUUUAGCUUGGCUCCAGUUUGGCGCUCUGCACAAAGCCUUUGGUGGUUCCCUCCCCCACCCUCCAGCUUUACCCACUGCAAUAAGGAAUCUUUCCUUUUUGGAAACCAAGAAUUUGGCCUUAAGACUGCUUCUCACGAGUACCCUCAUGCCAGCCAGACUGGCCAUGUUCUUCCUGCCUCUGUGCCUUCUCAGUCUCUCCUCUUCCCCAGACCUCACUCCUUGGGUGCCAUCUCCUGCAGGUGCCAUCUUCACCGCCCCUUCCUCUUUUCAACCGACUGGAGUGCUGUUUGUCCAUACUGACCUCCUCCUUGUUUGAGCUCUGGUUAGUAUGAACUUAAAAGCAGGGACCGUUAUUCUCACCUCCAUCCUCUGGGAUGUCCACAGGAAUAUACAUUCACAUGCUUAUAGCUGGUGGGGAAGAGGCGGAGAGAACCAGCCAGUAGAGUAGAGAGGGUAGACAUAGAGAAAACAUUCCAGGCAUUUGGAGACAGCUGAAAGGUAUCCAUGCUGAUAUUCAUAACUUUGAAGUUUCUAACUGAAUUGUUAAAAUGACCUUUCCUUUGUUCUAUGUCUACCAUACUGUGGGUCAUUAGGCGAGGUGUAAAGACUUAAGUCCGAAUUAUCUGAGGAACCAUGGCAAGCCACAGUAAAGACAUGAUUUGGAAAAACUUAAUACAAAGAAACUAGAGAUUUGUAACGAUGCCACUCAUUAAUCAUUUUAUUUCUGUAGCAGGAUCAUUCUUUUUAUGUGUGGUAUUAUAUGUAUGUGCUUCAGUAGUGGGAAAACUUGAAAAUUCCAAAAUCCUUACUUCCCUAUUUGAGAGGCUGGUUAAGUGGGGUAUGUGUGUGUGUGUGUGUGUGUGAUGUAUUUAUUACAUUAUUCUGAAAGAGUAAUACUAUGUUAUGUGGGUAUAUAUUAAGUCAGCCAAACUGGACGUUUCCAUUUGGCAAGGAAGGUAGGAUUUCUGAAACUCAGGCCUUAACCAGUAGGUUCGAAGACAAGACCAAUUGAAGCUUUAUGAAAUGUUUUUGUUGCUCCUGUUAUUUCUGUCUUGGGUUCAUUGUCUCAUUCUUUAAUGAUUUUUAAAAUUUUGUGCUUAAAAGUUUAUUUUGC
Molecule: messenger RNA, 4115 nt
Organism: Miniopterus natalensis
Lineage: Eukaryota; Metazoa; Chordata; Mammalia; Chiroptera; Miniopteridae
Gene: EAF1
Product: ELL associated factor 1
Biological process (GO): transcription elongation by RNA polymerase II
Cellular component (GO): super elongation complex
Molecular function (GO): transcription elongation factor activity
Source: RefSeq, a predicted model, not a curated record